UUUCUUUCCAUACAGGGCCAAAACUAAAAAAAAUAGUCAUUCCCUCCAUUAAAAAGUUGUCUCCAGUGUAAAAACAAAAUUAACCAAAACUAAAUACUUUCUCCUCCACCAUAGCCACCGCCGCCACCACCACCACCGGGACGGUCACUUUCAGUUUCCAGCAAUGGCCGAACAAAAUGACACUUCCGAACAACCUCUCUCUCUCCGCACGCUCUGCACCAUGCGUUCCCUGCUCCUCCACCCUUCAACCCCACAACACACCGUUUCCUCCAUCCUCGAAACCCUAGCGCGCUCCCCCUCUCACCACGCGCUCAAGCUCCUCUCCGACGCUGCCGCGCUCCGCCCCGACCUCGCCCUCUCACCUCCCCUCCUCCCGUCCCCGCAGCGCCUCGCCGUGGAGGCCCUUGCCAUCUCGCUCACGCGCCUCAACCUCGACGACACGCGCUUCGCGUCGCUGUGCUUUGGCGCGUCCGUGCCCGUGCGCGCGUGGAUGCUCCGAAACGCGGGUGCGGAGUUCGAGGUUCGGCACGGUUUGCUGCUCGGGGUGCUGUUAGGGUUCACGAAGGACCCUUUCCCGCACGUGCGAGCCUCGGCGCUGGAAGGGCUCGUCGGUUUCUGCGAGCGCGGCGGAGAAUCGAAAGACGUUGGGUUGGUGGACGCGUGUUAUCGACGCGCCGUCCGGCUGCUUCGGGAUGUGGAUCCUUCCGUUAGGUUCUCUGCGGUUCGCGUGGUGGCUUCAUGGGGUCUGAUGUUGGCAGCUUCUAACUCAGACAUGAAAGCCUAUUGGUCCAACGACAUAUUUGCCAAGCUAUGCUCCAUGGCAAGAGAUAUGAACAUGAAGGUCAGGGUUGAAGCAUUUAGUGGCCUCAGAAAGAUGGAAAUGGUAUCGGAGGAUCUUCUGUUGCAAAGUUUAUCAAAGAGAGUUUCAGGGCAUGGAAAGCAAAAGGAAACUCUGGGUCAGCGCACAUCUGAACAAUUUGUCAUGUUGGCAACUAAUGUUGCUGGUGCACUAGUUCAUGGACUUGAGGAUGAGUUCUUUGAGGUGAGGAAGUCUGUAUGUGAGUCCUUACGCACGCUGACAAGCCUAUCUUCUGAGUUUGCGCGUAAAGCCUUAGACUCGUUAAUGGAUGUUUUGAACGAUGAAUCGGAGGUGGUUCGGUUACAAUCUUUAGAAACCUUGCAUCAUAUGGCAAUUAAUGGCCGUUUAAAGCUUCUUGAAAAACAUUUGCACAUGUUUCUUGGUGCUUUGGUAGAUAACAAUUGGGAUGUAAGAUAUACUGAUAGGAAAAUACUUAAAGUAGUGAAGCUAAAUUAUCUGACAUUGUUCAAAUCAUCUGUUGACAGUCUUCUGGGAAGUUUAGACAGUUAUCCACAGGAUGAAGCUGAUGUAUUUUCUACUUUUUCUCAUCUGGGCCGAAAUCACAAGAAAUUUGUAAGCUUGAUUAUCAAGGACAUGUUUGAAGAGGUAGAAACUGCUUUGGAAGGAAAUGUAGAAUUUAAUAGUGCAAGGAUAGCUGCACUGUUAAUUCUUUCUAUAUCUGCUGCACUCUUGAAUGCUGAUGUAGGCAGAAUACCACCAGUAAUGUUUUCUUAUGCAGUUACAUUCCUAGGUAGAAUUUAUAAUGCUUUUAGUGAUAUCAUGGAUAGGGAUGCCCUUUUGGCCUGCCUAUGUGAGAAAAGCAGAUCUACAGAGUAUUCUGCAACAAAUAUUAACCCUGGGGAAGGGGAGCAACAGUUUCCUUUAUUUGAAGGUGAUGCUCCAAAUUUUGCUAGCAAUGAGGUGAUUGGUUCCAAAAUUGAUUCACAUAUCACAAGGGAGCAAAAAGAGGUAGCAAAUGAUCAGGUAGAACAACAGCAAUCGGUGUAUAAUGAAGUUACAAACUUGAUAAAUUACAUCCUUGCAAAGCUCCCUGAUAUGUGGCCGAGGAUACAGUCAGGUCACACAAAUGAAGUGCUAAGGUCCUUGAGGUGUUUGAAGGAGUUAACCACUAUGAAAUUUGAUUCUUUGGGAUCUGGUGAUGCUGAUGCUUUGGCAUUUACUUUACUGUAUCUCCGGAUAAUAGAGCUACUUGCAGAAGUAUGGAACAAUUUGCUUCCAGCAAAAGGGUUGUGUUAUCAGGGAAUAGGAAAAUUGGAAUUCAAACUGGGAAAGCUUGAUAGGAGGGUUAAAGAAUUGAUGAGUAGGUUUAUAGGUUUCUCUGCAGAAGAGGAAUUGAAUGUCUUGGAGCUAAUGUUAUUGACUUAUACCCUCAGGAUAUCUAAAGAAGAAAUCAGCUGUAUUAAUCAUACAUUAAAGAGGUUGAGUAGUCUAUAUUUACGUGUUGAAUCUAUCCUUAAAGAAAGUUCAGCUUUGCCAUCCAAUUUCCUAGUUGAACUUGGGAAAGUAUUAAGUAGCACCUCCAUCAAUGGAGCUUCCUGCAGUCCACUUCAGUUUGAAGCAUGUCUCAAGUUCUUCUCCCUAAAGCAGUUUGUGUUUCAUGGACCAAUCAAACAUGUAAAGGCAGAACUAAGUGUUCCCAAUAUUGACUUUGAACAUCCUCUUCCCUUUGUUUCAGGACUACCCGUUGGUAUACAAUGUGAAAUCACUCUCCAUAAUAUUUUAAGUGAGAGUCGGUUGUGGCUAAGGAUGACUUUGGAUGAUGGUUUCAUACAAUAUUUCUUUUUAGAUUUGGACUGUUCUGAAGGCUCUGAAGAGGUAAGAAAAUGUACAUUUGUUGCGCCGUUCUACAGAACAGCAGAAGCUGAUUGUCUUAUAUUGAAGGUUUGCAUUGGUUCAGAAUGUUUGUUUGAAAAUGUUAGUCCAGUCCAAAGGUUUGGGGGACCGAAACGUGAACUAGUACUUCUUUGUAAUGAAAAACAAGUUUAUCUUUCCAAGGUUAGUAAAGCUUAAUUUUUUUUCUUUCUUA
This is a messenger RNA of Glycine soja, 2906 nucleotides long. RefSeq names its product protein SIEL. The record is from RefSeq and is a predicted model, not a curated record. The transcript is spliced from 8 exons. Gene Ontology annotation, biological process: intercellular transport. NCBI's taxonomy places the organism in Eukaryota, Viridiplantae, Streptophyta, Magnoliopsida, Fabales, Fabaceae. Gene Ontology annotation, cellular component: endosome. Bases 164 to 2890 code for a protein of 908 amino acids.